Messenger RNA from Lingula anatina, 2787 nucleotides. RefSeq names its product glypican-5. Gene Ontology annotation, cellular component: extracellular region; plasma membrane; cell surface. The record is from RefSeq and is a predicted model, not a curated record. NCBI's taxonomy places the organism in Eukaryota, Metazoa, Brachiopoda, Lingulata, Lingulida, Lingulidae. Gene Ontology annotation, biological process: positive regulation of canonical Wnt signaling pathway; cell migration; regulation of protein localization to membrane.
ACAGAAAAAAUAAUGUAUGUAAAUUAGGUCAGAUUACAGCACGGAGAGCGAGUGUGUUGCGUAGAGGGCAAUAAGCUUUGUGUUUCGCUCGCCGUAAACGGACUAAAUACCCCCUCAAUGUAACCAACAGCGAACGGAAAGGAUAGAACUACGCACACGGAGCCAUGAUGGCAAUUUUUAGACACAUCCACGGAGUUUUAGUACUGUUUUUACUAUGCCAAACUUCGGGAGAGAAAGACUCGCUGAAGACGGCUGAUAGUGGCAGUGUCGUCGCCUCUCCAAAGUCUACGGCAAACAGUAUGAGUCCGUCAAGUGCUUGUCAUAAAGUACGAGAAGAGUUUGGGAAAACUUUUCCUGGCCACGCUAGCCUGGUGCCGGCGAAAGUGUCACACGAUGACGACAUGGAAAUUUGCUACAGAGGGAGGCAGCACAAAGGGCAGGAGAGCUGCUGUAAUCGCGCUAUGGAGAGAAAAUACUUGAAGGCGGCUGAAAAAGAUUUGGAAGAAGUUGUCAAAAUUACUAAUUCUUACCUGAAAAAUUUGGUCACAUCCAGUGCAAAACAGUUUCAGGAUCUAUUUCUCAGCAUGAUUGAGAGGGCAGAAAACAGCACAGACCUGCUCUUCAGUAACAUCUACAAACUCCCCCAACAAGAAAGACAACAACCAAUCAGAACUUUCUUUACAGACUUGAAGAACUUCAUCAGGCGAAAACAAAUAAAUAUCCACACUAGCGUGGAGCAGUUCUUCAUAGAUUUGUUCCCAUUGGUAUUUCAUAACAAUCUUAAUGACCCCAACAAGAUGGCAUAUACAGAGGAGUAUAAACGCUGCUUAGUGAGUGCAAAACCACAUGUACACCCGCCAUUUGGGGAAUGGCCGCGCAGGAUAGCGCUUCAGCUAGCACAAGUUUUUGGCUCUACCCGCACAUUCCUAGAAGCUGUGAAUCUUGCAGUUGAGACCGUCAACACGACGGAACAUCUUGUGAUGGAAAACCACUGUCACAAAGCUGUAACAAAACUACGCUAUUGCUCUCAGUGUCGCGGCCACACCGAGGCCAAGCCGUGUUAUAAUUACUGCCUUAACGUUAUGCGGGGCUGUCUUGCAGAAGUCCAAGAACUUAGCACCCCCUGGAAUUCAUUUGUGGAUUCGGUGGAGAAGUAUUCUCAAACCCUGACUGGUUCAUAUUCCAUAGAGACAGUGAUGCAGGGACUGGACAACAAGAUUUCAGAUGCACUCAUGUAUUCCAUGACCAAUGGACUGAAGUUUUAUUCACAGGUGAUUGCCAAAUGUGGUCAUCCUAAGAUGGAUACUAAGAAGCUGCCUGGAGGUCAGAAAGAUGAGGGGUCAGAGGUCACACAUCAUAAGACCAUGGCUGCCAAGGUAAAAUACACAGACCGUCUAUGGCAGUUCACCCAUGACCUGAAGGCUUCCAAGGGAUUUUACACACACUUUGCAGACGCUGUGUGUGAAAAUGAAAACUUUGUGGUGCGCGACAAGUCCAGUCUCCACUGCUGGAAUGGGGAGCACAUGGGAAGAUAUACCAGCAAUGUGACAGAGGUGGGGUUGAUUGCACAGGUCAGGUUUAACCCCGAGAUGACCGUAGUCCAGGGAAGAACUACCACUGUGAUUACACUGAAAGACAAACUGAUGCACAUGGCAAAGCAACUGGAAAGUAGUGCCCAGAAGGAGAGCCGUAUGCAGGCCGACCAGUGGGUGGUCGCCAUACACAACCACUACCCUGACAACUUCCCCGGGAGUGGGGACGGCGCUCUCAAUGAUGACGAGGACUUUGGGCAGGGGUCUGGGUCAGGUUUUGGGGGUGACAAUGAUAAUGAUGGCCAGAGCUCCAAUCCAGAGUGGGACUUUGGUGAUGGAUCAUCAGACAACAGCCAGCACGACUCCAUCAAUAAGAAUAACAAGCCAAAUCCUGGGGCCGCAGAGACCAAAGGCCCCACUGGAGAGAGCUUUGCGCUCCGCGUUACUCUCACCUCCAUUAUUGCAACGACUUUUGCUGCUGUAUUAUGGGUAAAUGGAUGAAAAUGGAGCAGAUGACCCAUAUUUGAUUUUAUAGUAUAUAUACAGAUAAAUAGAUGUGUAUAAAAAAGUGGCACUCUCAUUGUAUGACAUUUUAUUUCAUUAAUGGCUUUGUCUGAUGUCACAGCUACAUGUAAACUUGUACAGUUCAGUCCAUGUGCACACUGUUAAGAAAAUGACCAGAAAGGUGGACAUUAACUGGACAUGAAGUUACCAGCAGUUGUAUCUAUAACUAAGCCCCAAGGCCACGGUUUUACAUGCACAGUCAAGGUGCCUACGAAUGUGAAGGAUUUCUUAUGGAUAACAGCUUAUUAGGCAAAGAAAAAUGGAGGGUUUCAUUUUUCACCUGGAAAGGAUUCUUCGCUGCACAGAAAUUUUGAAGUUAUCCCCUCUGCAAUAUUUCUUAUUUGACAUUGUGGAAGGUAAAACAGGAGGAGUUCGUAACACUGGGAUCAUGGAACUAUUUUUUCGAUGCGGGUGACGAAUGACAAGAGUCCGGGAUUGUUUAUGAAAAGUUUUUUGUGUGAAUGUCAGACCAAGGAGCAGGACUUAUAAUGAUCACAGCAUUUACAAAAUUUUUGUAACAAAAACUAAUCAUAUGAAGAUUUCGGCAGUGUUGUGAAUGGACAUGUUGACAUUUGAGGAAAAGGUACACAUAGAUAUGCCAAAUGAAUACUUUAUAUUUAUAUUCAUAUAUAUUCAUAUAAACUACAAAAUAUGAUAUAUCUUCAACAUACUACAGCAGACAAGAUUUCAG